Molecule: messenger RNA, 1005 nt
Organism: Drosophila novamexicana
Lineage: Eukaryota; Metazoa; Arthropoda; Insecta; Diptera; Drosophilidae
Exons: 2
Coding region: 1-1005 (334 amino acids)
Cellular component (GO): extracellular region
Molecular function (GO): chitin binding
Source: RefSeq, a predicted model, not a curated record
AUGUCUACGAAGGAGAUGAAACUUUUUGGAUGCCUGCUGCAGCUGAUGUGCCUGUGGGCCAGCGCCAAAGCCACUUGCAAUGUGUGCAAUGCCGUCAACAGCAUGGCCUGCUACUCGCUCAACCAGACGCAGGCCUGCGAUGCAAGUGGCCUGCCCACGCGCAUACCCUAUAGCUGUCCCGACGGCUAUGUGUGUGUGAACAGCGCAGCAGGCGUGCGCUGCCAGCCCAGCAGCAGUGGAACGGGCGCCUGCCAGGAAUGCAACAAGUGUGACUUCACCAGGACCUUUGCCUGCACCGGAACGAACACCUUUGCGCUCUGCCUGGGCACGGAUGCGCCGCAGAACUCGCUGGGCACCUGUGCUGCGGGCUAUGUGUGCAACAAUCGUGAUGAGCGGAUUUGCGGACUGGACACGCAGGUAGUGCCCACCUGUUCCUAUGCAGAUGAGACGACAACAACGGCCGCAACAACUGCAACAACGGCAACAACUGCAGCCACGCCCUCGACUAGCGAUGCCAGCGCCUACUGCGCCGCUGUCCAGGCCCAGGGCAACUAUGCGGUGGGCAACUAUACGGCAACGACUUGCCGUCAGUAUAUCAAAUGUUUCCUACUGAAUGGCAGCUGGCGUGGUCAGACAUAUACGUGUCCGGGCAGCACAUACUUCAGUCCCAGCAGCAGGCUGUGCGUCACCACGGUGCCCGCCACGUGCUACACACCGCUGAGCACCACCACGACCACCACAGUGGCGCCCACCACCAGCAAUCCGAAUGCAUAUUGCGCCAAGAUGCAGGCAGAGGAUUACUACCCGGUGGGCACCACGGCCAGCACGACUUGUCGUCAGUAUAUCUACUGCUUUGAGCUGAACGGCAGCUGGAAGGGUAAGCUGUACACCUGUCCGGGCAGCACCUACUACAACAGCUCCAGCAAGACGUGCGUCACAGCGCUGCCCGCCACCUGCACGAGUGCUGUGGCCAGCCUGAGCCUCAACGGCGUGGAUCUGGAGUGA